AAAUUAGAAGUCGCAUUACCUCGUCUUCACCUUUCCGAUGUCCAUUUUUUUUUUUUAAUUAUCUUUCUCCAUUAUUUUCUAGAAAAUUAGCUUUAAUGGCAUGGUGCUGCCAUCUAUGGUGAGAGGUAAUAAACCAUGUAAUAAACAAGAACAUCCGUGUGACCGAAGCAACCGGACUGAAGCCCUGAAGCACCGAAGGACGGAAUCCGUCGUCUCCCAUUGCUGUGGGAAUCGCAAGGGCCGCGUCGUGUAGCAGGAAAUAGUAUUAUAUCAUUAGCUAGUCACAGAGGCUAGUCAUUUUCUCUCCACACCUAAGAUGCUUUUACUUCGUCGUAAGCUUUCCGCUCAUGUGUGAUCCACAAGCCAUCGCAAGCGGGGUCACAGAGGGAAGCCCAGCAAUCAUCUGAUCUUCAGCAUGUGAUCUUCGAACGGGCCGUAUAUGCAUGCGUCGCUUCAAGCAGACGACCAGGAAAGCCUUCAAGGAAGCCAGGUGCCCUUACUGAGACCCAGGGCACUACAAGAUCAGGCGGCUGACAGCAUGGAGUCUGGCCAGCAGGACGAUGUUGUUACCUUGGACAAGAAGCCGGCUGGAUCGGCUCUUCGCCGCGUGGAUUGGAUCCAGUUUUUCCGCAAGCUGCACUUGGAGCUGUUUCUUUUUGUCUACGCCAUGUCCUACUCCAUGCGACUCGUCAUGACACAAGACCUGUUCCUGACCAAGGCCUGCCUCUUCAAGUAUGACAUCAACGCCUCUGCCUGCCGCAACCUCUCGUGGAACAUCACUGUCAAAGACGAGGUCACCAGGUAUGCCAAUAUCCACAACCUGUGCCUGUUCCUGGUUCAGUUCGUUCCCGCGGGCCUCCUGUCCAUUUUCGUAAGCCCGUGGAGCGACCGCUAUGGCCACAAGCUCCCCAUCUUGGUCGCGAUCGCUGGCGGCAUCCUCCAGGACCUCAUGACUCUUGAUACAGUCAUCGUCUUCAGCGUUCCCAUGUACGCCACCGUCCUCUGCGGUCUCCCCAAUGGCCUCAGCGGCGGCCUCGUCUCGGUUUGCGCUUCGGUCUACAGCAACGGCGCCCGGACCGUCACGGCCGAACUCAAGACCGUGCGGUUCGCGUGCAUCCUGACGGCGCUGACUCUUGGCUUUCAGCUCGGGAUGUUUGCGGGGGGACAGAUCUUCAGCCGCGGCGGCUACGAGCCCAUCUACGGGACCUCGGCGGGUCUUCUGGCGGUGAUGGCAUUGUGGAUAUUUUGGACAGUGCCCUUUAGUGCCCAGUUGCACCGGACAGGCUACAGAGAGCUCUUGAGGGACUUGCUGAGGCUGGAUAACCUCAGGGAAGGGUGCCGAUCGGUGUUCAAGCCCAGGCCUGGCUGGAACCGGGCGAAACUGCUGCUGAUGAUGGUGUCGCUCUGGUUCAUCCUGUUCAACAGCGAAACUGCCAGGAACAUCAACUACUUCUACACAAAGAACCGGUUCGACUGGAACCCCGUCAAGUUCUCCAACGUGACGGCCUUCUUCGGCAUCAUGCAGAUGAUCGCGACGGCCGUGUGUGUCAUCGUCUUCAGCAGGCUCUUCCAGAUCCGCGACCCGUCUCUCGCCAUCAUUGGGGUCGUUGUGUUUGCGCUGCAGAACACCAUCAAGGGUUUUGCCACCGAGGAGUGGAUGUACUAUUUGAGUUACGUCAUAGGUUCACCUGGUGGGGCAGCUGCUGUAGGGAUUUCGUCGUAUGCUUCGAAGCUCAUUGGUCCUUACGAAGCAACCAAGGUUUUCUCUUUUUGGACCACCUGCGAAUCGCUGGUACCGGCAUUUGGCGACGUCUUUUCCUCGCUGGUGUUCAACGCUGCCCUCGAGUAUCAGCCGGGACUGCCUUUUCUCAUCGGUGCUUUGCUACAGCUGUUCCCGUUGGCCGCCCUCAUAUACUGUCUCAGAAUGCCGGAGGCAGAUCCGGACGAUGACGAAGCGCUUUUGGAUCCCAGCACCGAUGCUUCUGUGCAAGAGCAACCCCACAACCUUUGAAGCGGUACCUGAAGGCGAAACUUCUGAAUCGUAUCGUGCGGUAUCAAGCCAUAGCCAUCCCAUCUCACCAAGCCCCGUACCAAGCCCAGCCGUAGACACACAGCCGUGGAUUGUCGAGACUUGUCAAUCCGCACAGAUAGUCAAUAUAACGGCGGCGCUUGCGUUUAACUGAACCUGCUCCGCGAAAAUUUUGAGGACGAUGUGCUAGCCGAAAGGGACAAAGCUAAAAGGAUCCACUGGGGCAGAGGAAUCUCUCAUUUCUUAUCAAGUAAGUUGCUUUAGUAGUCUAGAAAACGGUGGAACGGUUUCACCCUCCACCCGCCGAUUGUUUGUCGGGCAUGUUUGGGGCAGCCCUUUAGGGAACAUAGCAUGCCUGACCGGUUGGGCCCAACUGCGCGAUGACCGAAGUAUUAACCGAGCGCUUGCACCGAGUGAUCUACCCAAGUUUUAAUGAAGAAUUGUUGCUUUCAUUGAGCGACUAGUUUGAUGUUUUCAGGUGGUGCGGGUAUUUACCGGGGACAACCUGUCCCUUUAGGUUAGAGUCUUGGUAUGUGGAGGAAUGCAAUCAUGCUUUGCCGCAUCUUUUUGAGUGCUUAUCGCAGAGAUGCGAUUUGUCUGUCUCUAGGUAUCAGAUAUGGCAUUGUUUAUUCAGUGUGCUGACUUGUCGUGUGGACACUAGACAUUUGCUUUUAUUAAUUUUACCCGGGCUGUGCUAUAUAUAAUUUUAAGGGUUGCCGGACAACGCCUUUGGUCUGACGGUGAAUCGCGAGUUUAUUUUGCACUACUUAUUCCUUUUACAAGGGUUAAUGCAAAACAACAAACUUUGUGAAAAAAAAUUUUUUUUUUUUUUUCCGUUUAUGUUUACACAAAUGAAUUUGCUCAAACAUAAAAUUGCCAAAGAAAUCCUGAUUGUAACGUCAUUAAAAAAGGCAAACAAAAAAACUUUCAGCCUUUCCACUCUGGUAAAAAGGAAGACCAGCGGAGCUGUACAAUGGAAAGUAAUGGCCGGUCGUGAGUCGGCAGGCCAGAGACCAGAGUGGAGAGGCUGCCGCCAUCUAUGAGCGACGGCGGCAACCAGAUACGUGGCUUGCCGCCGUCGCUCACAGAUGGCUGUGGGUGUCUAGAGUUCGGUUUCUUCAUUUCUAUGUGGGGGACACGAUCCUGGGGAAACUAACCCUUAACAGCUCCGCUGUAAAAAAAAAAAAAAAAAAAGAAAACUCCUCAGCAGAGUUUCUAAUAGCACAUCACACUCAUGUGCACUGUUUGACAGUGUAAGAGAGUCAUUUCCACCAUACAGUGAAGCAAUUCACAGCAAAGUUGGGAUUUGAAUACAACAUUGAAGCUCUUGGUUGCCACAUCUGUGUAUGCAGAUAUUUUUUGCUUCUCCUUAUGGAGGCUUGGCAAUCUAUAUGGACUGCCGCUUUUCAAGUACUCCCACAUUGUAAACCUCACCUGCCCCAACAAUUUUGCCUGUCACAAAAAAAAAAAAAAUUCAACACUGUAUUUUUGUUUAUGCGUUUUAGUUGCCGAGACGAUUCUGGCUACUUACCUUCGCUCUUUGAAGGAGGGCUGUGCGUGUUUUGCGACAAUAAAAAGGGGGCCAUCUCCAAAAAUAUUGACCCAAAACCUCGCAUUA
Molecule: messenger RNA, 3647 nt
Organism: Ixodes scapularis (black-legged tick)
Lineage: Eukaryota; Metazoa; Arthropoda; Arachnida; Ixodida; Ixodidae
Product: tetracycline resistance protein, class A
Exons: 8
Coding region: 440-2011 (523 amino acids)
Biological process (GO): transmembrane transport
Cellular component (GO): membrane
Molecular function (GO): transmembrane transporter activity
Source: RefSeq, a predicted model, not a curated record